Messenger RNA from Emiliania huxleyi CCMP1516, 912 nucleotides. RefSeq lists its product as hypothetical. The record is from RefSeq and is a predicted model, not a curated record. Bases 1 to 912 code for a protein of 303 amino acids. The transcript is spliced from 6 exons. NCBI's taxonomy places the organism in Eukaryota, Haptophyta, Isochrysidales, Noelaerhabdaceae.
AUGCUAUCGGAUCCGGGCAACAGCGCGGAGGCGUGCGCAGAGAUUCACCGGCUGCUCUCCUCCGGCUCCCUGAGCCGGCUGCUCGACAGCUGCCGCAGCAUGCACCUCGAUCUCUCGGCGUCGCCGCUGAUGCCGGCCUUUGCCAACGCGUGCCUUCCCGUCGCCGAGGUCCAGCGAUGGAUUGCGGAGCACUCGGACUCGUCCGUCGCCCGGCCACCCAUGGAUCUGGCGCCGGGGUCGGUCUUGACUGUGCCCGGCGUCAUCGUGAAUGGCGUGCACGCGCACAGCCCGCGAGCUCCGCCGCCGCGUGUGGCCAGCCUCUCCGUCGCGCUCGAGGCGGAGGCGCAAGGGACGGCGAUGGCCCUCGCAGGCCUCUCCCGCUCGAACCACGCACUCGCCCUUGGGGGUGGCACCUCGCCCGAGCUGUCUCGAACCCAGGCGGAGCAAAUGCUGGUCGACCUCGAGCGGCGAGCGGUGCAAUGGGCGCAGCAGGCGUCGGCGAUGCGCGGGGAGUCGCGCAUGCUGCGUAGCGCCGCAACGGUGGACCACUCACGGCUGCAGUCCAUCGAGCGCAUCCUCCUCUCCACCGUGGAAGACUUGCAGCGCAGCCACGACGCGCGGCGGGUUGAGACGACGGCCGAGCAAGACCACGCCACCGCAACCAAAGAGCGCAAAAAGGCACGCCGGCAGAACCACCGCUACGAGCAAAAGUCGUGGUUCAGCAAACACGAGCUCGACCCGUACCCCAACGGCGAGGAGAAGCUGGCCCUUGCGCGGUUUACGAAUCGCCGCAAGCGGCACUGGAGAGCGACGGAGAGCGACGCAGCGGGAGCGGCGCCAGCACAGGGGGCAACUACUGAGCAAGGCGAAGAGGAGCAUGCGGGAGUCAGCGACGACGAUCUGAUGGAUUGA